Messenger RNA from Doryrhamphus excisus (bluestripe pipefish), 3272 nucleotides. Its product is annotated as coiled-coil domain-containing protein 149. NCBI's taxonomy places the organism in Eukaryota, Metazoa, Chordata, Actinopteri, Syngnathiformes, Syngnathidae. The record is from RefSeq and is a predicted model, not a curated record.
AGAAAAUGAGGCGUUCCUAGCGGAGGCGGACACGACAGUCAUUUAUUUAUUCUCAGUGUUCCAAACCGUUCUAUUUAUUCGAUAUUUAUUCAGAGAAUGCUGUCUUCGAAGCGGAGCGAGAGUGACUGGCAAGGGCUGGUUAGCGAGUUCCUGGUGUGUAAGCGCAAGCUGGAGAGUAAGAAAGAAGCCCUCCUCAUUCUGUCUAAGGAGCUGGACACCUGUCAGCAGGAGCGAGACCAGUACAAACUGAUGGCCAACCAGCUCAGAGAACGUCACCAGGGGCUCAAGAAGAAGUACAGGGAGCUCAUUGAUGGUGACCCAUCUUUACCACCGGAAAAACGCAACCAGGUGAACCUUGCCCAGCUGCUGAGAGACUCCAAGGAGCGAGUGAAGCAGCUGACCGAGGAGGUGAAGGAGCUGACUCAGCGCUUGCUCGAGGCUCAGGGGGACAACAAGCUCCUUAGAAUGACCAUCACGCGACAGAGACUUGGGGAUGAUGAGGUAGGCGUCCGCCACUUCCCCGCCCAUGAACGGGAAGAUUUAGUUUGCCGGCUGGAAAGAGCAGGCCUUCAGAUGGAGGAGAUGGAGCACAACGCAAAGGCUCUGACGGAUGAGCUCCAGGACGUGAAGGCAGAACGCGGCGUCUACAGGGAGAAGGCAGAGCGCCUCAACGUGGAGCUCAACCACAUACUGGGCAACCGCGAGGCACGCAUCAUCGACCUGGAUGCCCUCUGCAUGGAAAACAGGUAUUUGCAUGAGCGUUUCAAACAACUACAAGAGGAGGUGAACCUGCUGAAAUCAAACAUCAUGAAGUACAAGACGGCAUUAGAGAGAAGGAAAAACUCCAGCAACAAUGGGAAAUCUAACAGUCCACUCACAGGUGUCCUCUCGGCCAAACAAGUCCAGCAGAUGCUCCUGGAAGAGCACGGCUGCAGCCUCCCCGCCACGCCGCAGUCCAUUUCUGACCUAAAGUCCCUGGCCACGGCGCUGCUGGAAACCAUCCACGAGAAGAACUUGGUCAUCCAACACCAACGCCACACCAACAGGAUCCUCGGAAACAGAGUGUCAGAUUUGGAAAGGAAGCUGAAGACGCUGGAGGUCGCAGGGUUUUGGAGUCUGCCAGGCCUGACCUACCGCAUAUCCAUUGGAAUCGGGAGGGCUCGGCACGACAUCACGCCUAAUGAAAACCUCCUGCCGGAGCUUUGUCCUACCCGGGAGACGACGUCACAGCAGCAACAUUCACCCAAAGCAUCGGGUGACGCAAGUUUAAAGGAAUCACAGUGGGAGUGUCACUCCAUCGCCAGAAGCCAUCUUUGUGCAGAUCGGCCCGAAAACCAAGACGCGAAAAGAAAUGGGAUUGAAAUGACAGGAGGAGGAGACACGGUGACGCCUCUGGAAGAGGAGGUGGAAGUGCGUAGUCCGGUGGAGGAGGAGGGGCGGGAGGUGAACGGCGCGGAGGAGGAGGAGGAGGACCUCGCUUCGACGGUGGAGGAGGGAGAGGACGCGGCGUUGGCAUUGGACGUUUCUCCCGAUGAAUCGCACCUUACAUGGCUUACGAUAAAACAGGAAUCAACCCACAACUCCCAGGAUACACCUGGAUUACCAUCAGCGCAGUGGGACAUCCGUUGUCAAUCGAGUGACACAUGUCAGAACUUGGCCUGAUUGUGAUAUCAUCAAAGACCCUGGUGAAAGAGGAUGAAAGACUUCAAACCAUCUAUCCUCCAGGAAGCCUUCCUCACCGUGCAAUUAGAUUAAUUCCCAUUCUUUGCUUUCUUCGUCGUCUUGAGGGAUGUUUAUGAAGUUAGCCACCUCUGUGAAGAUGUGCCUUAUAUGACAUCACCAAUUCAAAAAUACACUUUUAAAAGUUUCUGGUGUUCUAACAGUAACGUUUGUCCCGAGAGCCAGUUUAUGAGGGACAAAGAUAUCAUCUGCCUUACUUGUUUGCUCCACUUUUGAAACGUGGGCUUCGCUACACAUCUUAAAAUAAAGCUCUGUCAAAAAUCAGUCAGUACAGCCCGUUCGAUAUCUUAUAACUUAUAUAAUCUUACAGCAGGAUAUACACCGUACUUUACAUGAAGGUAAAUUCUUAUAAUACCCAAAAUAGGAUUUAACAAAAAGAAGCAGAAGUCUUCUAAAUAAAAAUAAGAAAGUUUAACUAGUAGGACUGUCAACAUAAGGACAUACCUCUUUUUCACCUCUCUUGUAACGCCUCUGCACUUUACUCUAAAACUUACAAACGGCAACUAAAUACAUGAUUUGUAACAUUUUCAAAAUGAUUUCAAUGAAAACAUGAACUUGUCAAUGUAUGAGCCCCUGGAAAUCCUGCAUGGGUGUACCAAGUGAAGUGAAACACAGUGUGUAUCUGCAUAUAUCUUUAUUUCACUUGAAACGCUGUAUAAUAGUCUUAGAUUAUGGUGGACAUGUGAAAAAACAAUUGCAUCUCUUUGUUUACCUCACAGUCUCAGUCUCAAAAUCUUGGGGAGGGGGGGACUACAAAUAUUCUUGAAAGGCGUGGCACUAAAGUAUAGUGUUAUGUUGCAUGACGUUACUGUUAAAGUGUGCCUGUAAUCUGUAGUUUAAAAUUAUGAAUAACUUAAUACAGGCAGAAAAAAGUGUAUUCAAGUGAACAAUAGUGCUUCUUGCAGGAGACAGGAAUAGACAAACACAGCUCAUUAGCAUUAAAGCUACAGACACACAAAAUGUGUUCCCAUUAGGGUUUACUCAAGGCGCUUUUAAAAUGUCUAAAUUCCAUCAUCAAGGCUUGAGUUUGUACAGCACAUUUUAUUGUGGCACCUCAUAUUUAAAAUGAAAAAAGUACUGUAAUAUGGGACCAUGCUAACUUUAGUAGGUGACAGCUGGUCUCUCCAUGCCAACAUCGAUGCCAUAACUGCUUACGCGGUACAAUUGCUAUGUUUUUAAUCCCAAAUGUGAGUGAUGGGAGCAGUGGCGUAAACCCCGAGCUUUGUUGGCGGCAGGCAGCUGAUUUGGCACACUCUUUUCCUCCCGCCCCAAAGGAGUUUAAACACCAGAUGGGAGUGAGAACUAAUGAAGUUGCAAGAUAAUACUGCAUCCUCGCAUGCCUUAAAGAAAGAUUUGCAUAUUUGUAAGGAAAAACGCACACACUUUUUUGGCAAAGAUGCUGCAGCUCUUGUGGGCCUUGUGUGACAUACAUUUUGUGUUUCACCUCCUUAGAUCUGAAUGUCAACACCAUAAUGGAAAUAAUGUGCCCAAAUAUUGUUUUUUUUUAAGAUGGUGCAAUAAAUUCCUCAUGU